AUGUCUACGAGACACCUCCAAAUCGACAUCCCGAACCAGUCUACCCCAUCCAUCGACACAGGCACAACGCAGCAGCUUCCGCUCUGGGAUCAUUUCAUGAGCAGCAUCAAUCAGGACGUCGAUUCAAAUGAGUAUGGGACUGUGAAUGAAGACGUGUUGGACGGCGAUCCUGUUGCCGCUGGCGUGGAAGAUCCGAGCCUUCCUUGUAUGCUACAAGAGCUGCAAACAUCCUUCACGCCUUCUGACGAGAUCAGCCCGGGUUCACAACACUUGACUGCACCUGCGCCGUUUUUGCAGCCCGAAUUGAUGCCAAAUGGCGGCUUCAAGGGUCAUUACGAUAUGAUCGGUAGACAUGCUCACUUCACCUACGAAGACACCCGGCCGAGCAGCGCUCGGCAAGCAGCCUUUUCCCUCGUUGGCCUGCCAAACUCAGCAUUGCCACGCACCGUCAACUCGACACUUCGCCAUGGUCAAUUCGCCGAGACUGGCCAGGCAUUUGAAGCCAAUGGCACCUUGAGAAGAGAGAUCGCAGCAUCGAGGCUACCUCCUUUGAUCACCCAGCUGGCAUCCCCGUACUGGAGCAAUCCUUGCGAGCCUCUCAGCACCGACUGGCAAGUCCGCCGUGACUCCGUCAUAAAGAUCGCCCCAUUGCUAUCGACUAUGGGUCCUACCUCAUCAGCGUCCACGCCACCCGGUUUCGAAUCCAACGACUCCCGGAAUCGUGGCUCAGAGGCUGCUGAAUUCGAACUCACGGAAUUCUCACUCACCGUCACCGACACUGAACCUCAUGGGACGUACUUCCACGGACACAUAGUCCUGCCCUCGCCGACGCCUUCUCGAAGGAUGCAUAAGUUCUCCGACUAG
This is a messenger RNA of Zasmidium cellare ATCC 36951, 864 nucleotides long. RefSeq lists its product as uncharacterized. NCBI's taxonomy places the organism in Eukaryota, Fungi, Ascomycota, Dothideomycetes, Mycosphaerellales, Mycosphaerellaceae. The record is from RefSeq and is a predicted model, not a curated record. The transcript is spliced from 2 exons. The coding region runs from base 1 to 864 and encodes 287 amino acids.